Molecule: messenger RNA, 1221 nt
Organism: Chaetura pelagica (chimney swift)
Lineage: Eukaryota; Metazoa; Chordata; Aves; Apodiformes; Apodidae
Product: RH-like protein
Exons: 10
Coding region: 1-1221 (406 amino acids)
Biological process (GO): ammonium transmembrane transport; ammonium homeostasis
Cellular component (GO): plasma membrane
Molecular function (GO): ammonium channel activity
Source: RefSeq, a predicted model, not a curated record
AUGGCUUCUACCUACCGCAACUUCCUAACCAGUGUCCCAUGGCUCAUCCUGUGCCUGGAAGCUGUUUGCAUGGUCCUCUUUUUCUUCUUAGGGUUUGACAUAUCACCACUCAUUCCCUACCCAGCUUUUCAAGAUGUCAACCACAUGAUGGUGUUUGGAUUUGGCUUUUUCCUGACAUUUCUGAAAAGAUACGGGUUUAGCAGCACUGGAUUCAACCUCCUGAUCAUUGCAGUUGGUGUCCAAUGCUCCGUUCUGGUAGAAGCUUUAUUACAUUUCCUUAUUGGAGGGUCAAGCUGGUUUGAUGAUAGUCUGAAAAGAAUAACACAGGCUUCUGUGAGUAUGACUUCUGUGGUCAUCUCCACUGGAGUUAUUCUUGGAAGGGCUAAUCCUCUGCAGUUGAUUCUGAUGACAGUUGUGGAGAUCAUAUUUUUCCAUAUCAGCAGAUGUAUCAACACGUUAUACCUGGAGGUUCCAUAUUCUAACAGCCUGAUGCAUGUUCACCUGUUUGGAGCCUACUUUGGUCUGGCAGUCUCCUCACAAUUCCCUGAGCCAUCCCCAAGGGCUGAGAAGAGUUCAAGUACCCCCAAGUCAGAUUUAUUCUCCAUGUUGGGUACUCUCUUUCUCUGGGUGUUCUGGCCAAGCUUCAAUUCUGUGCUCUUUAGUAACUACAGGCAGACAGCAAUCUACAACACCUACUUUGCCCUUGCAGUGAGUGCUGUGACUGCCUUCGUGUUGUCUGUUCUGACCACAAAGGAUGGAAAGUUCAGAAUGACUGAUAUCCACAGUGCAGCCCUCGCAGGCGGCGUCGCUGUUGGUUAUGCAAUGGGCAGCAUCCAGCAUCCUUGGAUUGCCAUGAUUUUGGGUCUGCUGGCCAGUGUGAUAGCCAUAUUAGGAUCUUCCUGCUUACAGAGAUGCUUGAAUCCUGCUCUCAAGAUCCAUGAUGCCACUGGAGUUCAUUUCACUUUUGGCUUGCCUGCGGUGCUUGGGGGUCUUGCCCACCUCCUUCUCGUAGGAAUAGAAGGAUGGAUUAAUAUAUCAAGCUUGGGUUCUUUGGUCAUGACUCACCUUGGUGCCAUCUGCCAGACCAUCAGUGUUGCCUUGGUAACAGGUUUUAUUACAGGUUUAAUAUUAAAUCUCAGACCAUUUAAGACCACACCUGUAUCAAAGUACUUUGAUGACCAGUUUUACUGGGAGUUUCCCCAUUUGGCUGUUGGAUUUUGA